Messenger RNA from Grosmannia clavigera kw1407, 1944 nucleotides. RefSeq names its product small nucleolar ribonucleoprotein complex. The record is from RefSeq and is a predicted model, not a curated record. The transcript has a single exon. The coding region runs from base 1 to 1944 and encodes 647 amino acids. Gene Ontology annotation, molecular function: protein binding. Gene Ontology annotation, cellular component: Pwp2p-containing subcomplex of 90S preribosome; small-subunit processome. Gene Ontology annotation, biological process: rRNA processing. Lineage: Eukaryota; Fungi; Ascomycota; Sordariomycetes; Ophiostomatales; Ophiostomataceae.
AUGGCGCAACGACAGGUUUCGAAAGAGGUCGACGACACGAUGGAGCUGGUUUCUGAAGCAGAAAGUUCCGACUGGGAGAUUGACAAACCGCAAAAUGAGCCCAAGACACCGCGGCGAGGCGCAAAGGUGCUGGUGGUCGAGAAGGACGCAGAAGAGGCCGAUCUCGAGCGGCUCGUCCUCGGCGACAAGGCCGGGUUCCGGUCGCUGCUGUUCCAAUCUGACGAAGUCGACAAUGCGGAGGACUACCUCAAAGACCUGUCGCUGGCAACGGUGCCGGCCGAAGAGGACGACACCGGCCUGGGCGAGCUGGACGACAGCAACAUGUUCUUCACGGACGAGGGCAUGGUACUCAGCGCGCCGGCCGACGGAACGGCGUUCGUGCGUCUGGGAGAAGGUGCCACACGGGAUCUGAACGCACCUGCGUGGGACGACAGCGACGACGAGCGACUGCGGGUGUCGCUGGCCGGACACACGCGGCUGCGCAAGCUGCGGCGGUACGAGGGUGAGGACAUUGUGAGCGGCGCCGAGUACAGCGAGCGUCUGCGGCAGCAGUACCUGCGACUGAACCCACAGCCGGACUGGGCAGCCGACGCGGAGAAGGCACGGAUGCGGCGGGAGAGCAAGGCGGCCGCGGCGAGCGAGAAGAGGAGGCAGCGGCGGAAGAGCCGCAGCAGUGGCCCCGCCGGCGAGGGACGGACGUCUGGUGACAGCGAUCUGUCCGACAGCGGCAGUGCCUCCGGCGACGACGACAAGGACGCCGACGGGUUUGGCACGGCUGACGACGCCCUGCCGCUCGACACGUUCUUCCGCAGCGCCGGCUCGCUGGCGGGCGCCUCGGCCGAGCAGCACCUGCGCAAGCGGCGGCGGCUGCAGCCAGAGACGCUGGGGAUCCAAAAGACCCGCGAUAUGGCAACCGUGCACGUGGGCCCGGUCGACUCGCUGGCCUUCCACCCGCGCUUUGCUGUGCUGCUGUCGGCGAGCACGUCGUCCGUGCUGCACCUGCACCAGGUUGCCCCGGGUGCCCAGCCGGUGCCGAACCCGCUGCUCACGUCGGUGCGCGUGCGUCAGCUGCCCGUCCGGCGCGCCGCCUUUCUCGGCCGCGAUGGCGGCCGCGUCAUCUUUGCCGGCCGUCGCCGCUUCUUUCACACCUGGGAUUUGGGCACAGGUCACGUGCAGAGAGUUAGUCACGUGCAGGGCCAUCAGCUCGAACAGCGUUCCAUGGAGCGGUUUCGGCCGAGUCCGGCGACUGGCGACGCCGACAGCGACGAGGCCGGCUUCCUGGCCGUCAUCGCGACCGACCGCAAGGGCGGUGGCAUGCUCAACAUCUUGCGCGUCCAGACGAUGCAGUGGGAGGCCCAGGCCCGCCUCGACAGCCGCGGCGGCAUUGCCGACUUCCAGUGGUGGCGCGACGGCACCGGCAUCACCAUCCUCGGCCGCGACGGCCGCGUCGGCGAGUGGUGUCUGGCUACGCGCCGCUUUGUUGGCCUGUGGCGUGACGACGGCUCGACUGGCGGCACCACGCUCGGCCUUGGUGGUUCCGGCGGACCAGACGUCCUUGGCGGCGAUCGCUGGGUCGCUGUCGGGUCCAACAGCGGCAUCGUCAACAUCUACGACCGCCAGACGCUGCUCGACACGGCUGCCGCCACUGAUGGCGUCACCACCUUGCUCCCCACUCCCGCGCCCACCCGCUGCUUUGAGCAGCUCACCACGCCCGUCACCGAGGUCGUCUUCACACCCGACGGCCAGCUGCUCGCCUUUGCUAGCCGCCACAAGACCGAUGCCCUGCGCCUCGCUCACCUUCCUAGCUGCACCGUCUACCGCAACUGGCCGACCCAGCAGACCCCCCUCGGCCGCAUCACUGCCCUGGCUUUUAGCAAGGACAGCGACAUGCUCGCCGUCGGCAAUGAUGUCGGCAAGACGCGCCUCUGGGAGAUCCGUGGUUAG